Pediculus humanus corporis (human body louse) is the source of this 2294-nucleotide messenger RNA. Its product is annotated as Heat shock 70 kDa protein cognate, putative. Gene Ontology annotation, cellular component: cytoplasm; cytosol; nucleus. Bases 1 to 1983 code for a protein of 660 amino acids. NCBI's taxonomy places the organism in Eukaryota, Metazoa, Arthropoda, Insecta, Psocodea, Pediculidae. Gene Ontology annotation, molecular function: ATP hydrolysis activity; ATP binding; misfolded protein binding. Gene Ontology annotation, biological process: vesicle-mediated transport; cellular response to unfolded protein; protein refolding. The transcript has 4 exons. The record is from RefSeq and is a predicted model, not a curated record.
AUGGCUAAAGCACCUGCAGUAGGAAUUGAUCUUGGCACAACAUAUUCAUGUGUUGGAGUGUUUCAACAUGGUAAAGUUGAAAUCAUUGCUAACGAUCAAGGAAAUAGGACAACUCCAUCUUAUGUUGCUUUUACCGAAACCGAACGUCUCAUUGGAGACGCUGCCAAAAAUCAAGUGGCAAUGAAUCCAAAUAACACCAUUUUUGAUGCCAAAAGAUUGAUCGGAAGAAGAUUUGAUGAUGCUACCGUUCAAAGUGAUGUCAAACAUUGGCCAUUUACAGUGGUCAAUGAUGGCGGUAAACCUAAGAUUCAAGUACAAUACAAAGGUGAAAACAAGACCUUUUUCCCAGAAGAAAUCAGUUCAAUGGUACUCACAAAAAUGAAGGAAACGGCUGAAGCUUAUUUAGGAAAAACCGUUACUAACGCCGUCAUCACUGUUCCUGCUUACUUUAAUGAUUCCCAAAGGCAAGCCACCAAAGAUUCCGGAGCCAUCGCUGGUUUAAAUGUUUUACGUAUUAUUAACGAACCCACGGCUGCUGCCAUAGCCUACGGUUUGGACAAGAAAACAGCUGGAACGGGAGAAAGGAACGUCCUCAUUUUUGAUUUGGGUGGCGGUACCUUUGAUGUUUCCAUCUUGACCAUUGAAGAUGGUAUUUUUGAAGUAAAAUCCACUGCCGGAGACACACAUUUGGGAGGAGAAGAUUUCGACAACAGAAUGGUCAAUCAUUUCGUGCAAGAGUUUAAGAGGAAAUACAAGAAAGAUUUGCAAACCAACAAGAGAGCAUUGAGAAGAUUGCGUACUGCUUGCGAACGUGCUAAGAGAACUCUUUCUUCAUCCACACAAGCCAGCAUUGAAAUCGAUUCGUUGUUUGAGGGUGUUGAUUUCUACACUUCGAUUACCCGAGCUCGUUUUGAAGAAUUGAAUGCUGAUCUCUUCAGAUCUACCAUGGAACCUGUUGAAAAAUCUCUACGAGACGCUAAAAUGGACAAAGCUCAAAUCCAUGAUAUUGUACUUGUCGGAGGAUCAACUAGAAUUCCAAAAGUCCAAAAACUACUUCAAGACUUCUUCAACGGCAAAGAACUCAACAAAAGUAUUAAUCCAGAUGAAGCCGUUGCUUAUGGAGCUGCUGUUCAAGCUGCUAUUUUGCAUGGUGAUAAAUCGGAAGAAGUUCAAGAUCUUUUGCUUCUUGACGUUGCACCAUUGUCUUUGGGUAUUGAAACUGCCGGAGGUGUUAUGACAACUCUCAUCAAAAGAAACACAACCAUUCCAACCAAACAAACUCAAACAUUCACAACUUACUCCGACAACCAACCCGGAGUACUUAUUCAAGUUUACGAAGGAGAAAGAGCUAUGACAAAAGACAAUAAUCUUCUUGGAAAAUUCGAAUUGACAGGCAUUCCACCGGCUCCGCGAGGAGUCCCACAGGUUGAAGUAACAUUCGAUAUCGACGCUAACGGUAUUUUGAACGUUACUGCCUGCGAAAAGACGACCGGUAAAGAAAACAAGAUCACCAUUACCAACGACAAGGGUCGUUUGUCUAAAGAAGAAAUCGAGAGAAUGGUCAAUGAGGCCGAGAAAUACAAAGCAGAAGAUGAAAAACAAAAGGCCACCAUUUCAGCCAAGAACGCUCUUGAAUCUUACUGUUUCAAUAUGAAGAGCACGAUCGAAGAUGAAAAAAUCAAGGACAAGAUUUCGGACUCCGACAAGCAAACCAUUCAAGACAAAUGCAAUGACAUCAUCAAAUGGCUCGACGCUAAUCAACUUGCCGAAGCCGAAGAAUACGAACACAAGCAAAAGGAAUUGGAAGGCAUUUGCAAUCCGAUCAUCACCAAAUUAUACCAAGCAGCUGGAGGAAUGCCCGGAAUGCCUGGAGGUAUGCCGGGUGGUAUGCCAGGUGGAAUGCCAGGUGGCUUCGGAGCGGGUGGUGCCGCGCCUGGUGGUGCACCUGGAGCCGGAGGCCCAACCAUUGAAGAAGUUGAUUAAGCCUUUAAUGGUUUUAAAAAGCUGGCAAAUAAUGAGAAAGAGAUUAGUCAUGCCGAAUUGUUUUAUUUAACGUAAAAAAUUACUUAAAUCAAUUCGUUAGCACAUGUAAUAAAAAACAAAGGUCAUAAAAUCAAAUCAAUCCGUCAAGAAUGUGUACAAGCAAGUAUUAAUUUCUUCUCAAGUUUUGCAUAUGUUAAUCGGGUUAAUUGACUCGCUUUUAGCUUUAGUCCACCCAUAAACGCUGAUUUGUUUGUUUCGCUAUCAAAUGUAGUUAAACUAUCAGAUUUUUGUUGAUCAAUAAACUCGAUUUU